CACGACGAUAUUAUCGUUUCUAAAUUCCCAGUAACCUCAACGUAUUUUUAUAAUUCCAUCGCUCCGUUAAAAUUCAUAAAUUCCGAGUGUCAGUUCCGAGUAAAAAAUUAUUGACUGAAAAAAGAAAGAUGUCGACAAUCGAAUUGUUCUUAUGGAUUCAAUAAUUUUUCGUGUGAAUAAAUUAAGUCCUGAGCAAUGCAGCAUCUAACUACCGGUUAAAUUCCCCUGUGGAGUAGUUCGCGUACGCAAAAAUGACAUUCUGUUAUAAAUCCCCGAAAGUCCAGUCCUGUCCGAUGGCCUCUGACUACAAAAGUCAUGGGCUCCGGGAGGACCUGGAGGAAACCGUCAACGAGAUGGAGAAACGUCAUGGGGAAUUGGCGAGUCGUCGACAAUUUUUGACAGAAAAAAUUUUAAAUUUGGAGAAGACAAUGCCUCUUCUGGUUGCUCACAAGUUCUGGAGUUGUGGGCAGAGGGAUAAAGUGUCAUUUGAGAGAAUUCAACAACUCGUUGAUGAGUUAUCACCAUAUCCUUACCCCAAUUCCACUGAGAAACUCCUCAAAGAGACGAAUGACAAAUUGCAACGACUGAACGAAGAAACGAAGCAGUUGCAUGAUAAAAUAAUAGAAGCAGACGUGAAAAUCGAAGAGAGUGGAAUGGAAUUGGAGUCGUUACUCCUGGUGAACAACGAACUGGCUGAAAAGAUCAAGUCCUCGGAGACAAAAGCUCUGGAGAAAGAACGACGGGCUAAGGGAUUCCCCGAUUUACAUGAGAUUGAUCCCGAGGAUAUUGCGUGUCUCGGUAGAAUUCGUCAACUUGUGCAACAAGAAAUACGAUUGAAAAAUUGUAUAACUGCACUUGAGGAUCGAGAGACCCAUAUGCAAGCUCAAUUGAAUCAAUUGUUACCAGACAAUAAAAAAUUGGAUAAACGGCCGAACAAGUGCCCAGAAAAAUCGAAACGAGGAAAGAAAAGAGAUGAUAAAAAUGUUAGGGAACCUCCGGUGAGAACUCAUUCUUCAAGUACUCGAGAUGACGUAUGUCAUUGUGACAGUGAAGGAAGUCUAUAUCAGAACGAUUCAACGAGUGAUGAUGAUAGUGAUGAUGAAUACUGGGAAUGCUGUAACUGCGAGGGUCAUUAAUUAAUCAACAAUUUCUCAUUCCUCUCUGGUUUAUUAUCUAUUGUUAUCAAUUAUUCCUUUGAGUUAUUACAUCUCCAGUUAUUCUGUCACAUGACAGAAUUAAAUGAAAAAAUAAUUCACAAAUUUCCAUUCAAAUUUCUGGGAUUUCAGGAAUUUAUGGAAUAUUUCUAUUAUUUUAAUUCUUAUUUGAAUAAAUAAUGGGGAUAUUCUGUAAUAAAAUAUAACGAAAUCAAUAAAACUUUGGGAUUGAAUGAAUCCCGGACUUACGUCAUGUGGCCCCGAUGCAUAAAAUGGAACAGAGCUCUCGUUAUUGAAUGUAACUCGAGACGACUUUGUUGUGAUUUAUUCUCAGAA
Messenger RNA from Fopius arisanus, 1490 nucleotides. RefSeq lists its product as uncharacterized. Lineage: Eukaryota; Metazoa; Arthropoda; Insecta; Hymenoptera; Braconidae. Bases 252 to 1136 code for a protein of 294 amino acids. The record is from RefSeq and is a predicted model, not a curated record. The transcript is spliced from 3 exons.